This is a messenger RNA of Penicillium subrubescens, 1098 nucleotides long. RefSeq names its product NADP-dependent alcohol dehydrogenase. Gene Ontology annotation, biological process: alcohol metabolic process. The transcript is spliced from 3 exons. The record is from RefSeq and is a predicted model, not a curated record. Lineage: Eukaryota; Fungi; Ascomycota; Eurotiomycetes; Eurotiales; Aspergillaceae. Gene Ontology annotation, molecular function: alcohol dehydrogenase (NADP+) activity. Bases 1 to 1098 code for a protein of 365 amino acids.
AUGCUCAAAGCCAUACAAUUCUGUGGCUCUCCGUCGCAGCAAAUAGUACAGAGCAAUUUUGAUCUACCAGCCCCGCAAGGUAAUGAGGUGCUCAUUCGAGUCACCCAUAGCGGAAUUUGCGGCAGCGAGCUUCAUAUGUUGAGCCGGCCACUUGUACUUGGACACGAGGGCGAGUGGAUUGACCCAAUUUCCAAGGCUUGCUUUUGUGAGAGUACUGACUAUGAGGAAACAGGCAUCGGAAUAGUCGAAGCAGUGGGACCAGGCUGUAUACGCGUACAGGUUGGGGACCGAGUUGGCUGGGGUCCAAUCAAUGCUACCUGCGGGACCUGCGAGUUCUGCUGCAACGGCAGAGACAAUUACUGCGAGGAUAUAAAGCUCUAUGGCUUUGACUCCUAUCGUCUUUCUGGGUCACUGUGUAGCCAUGCAUUACGCAAGGAACAAUGGCUCUUUCGCAUUCCCUCGGCCCUGUCGUCUAUUGAUGCAGCACCUUUGAUGUGUGGAGGCGGGACAGUCUGGGCCGCCUUGAUGGAGCAUUGCCGUCCCUUCCAUAGGGUGGGAAUCGUUGGCAUUGGGGGACUCGGCCAUCUAGCGAUACAAUUUGCCGCUAAAAUCGGAUGCCAUGUCUCUGUUUUCUCUACGACGCCGGAAAAGGAGGAAGAAGCACGUUGCCUAGGCGCUCAUCAGUUCUUUUGUAGCAGUACCGGCGCUGAGCGCGUGUCGCUAUGCGGCGAUGGUUCGAUCGACCGUCUUCUCAUAACAUCCUCCUCGAAAGCUGAUUUAGGAUUGUUCUAUUCCACGCUUCACCGCAAUGCAGUUGUCGUGUUGCUAUCAGUCGGAGAUGGCGAUCUUUCUGCUCCUUACAUGCCAACUCUUCUCUCUGGAAUGAGUAUUGCCGGCAGCUGCAUGUGCAGCCGCUACAUGCAGACCAAAAUGCUCGACUUUGCUGCACGCCACGCCAUAGCAUGUACUGUGGAGCACUAUCCUAUGACAUUGAAGGGUAUUCAAGACGCGAUAGAACGACUACGAAACGGCCAAAUCCGGUACCGUGCGAUUUUGAGCUGGGAUAGCGCUAGCAGUGUCGGUGUGCAUGAAAAAUGA